ACCGUCCUCUAGACUAUGGUAAUGGACUGCGGGACGUUAGUCAGUAUUUCCAAGAUGGCGGCUUCUUCAACGUCGCAGCCGGAGAUGAACCUGUGCGAGUCCCCGGUGCCAGCGUCAAUGUUUUCCCCGGAGCCUGACGACGAGGACUCGGACUGCAGCGUGGACGGAGAGCCGCUGAGGAACGGCGAGGCGGAGGCGGACCUCACCAGCAAACAUGUCUUGGUAAGCCCCAGUGGAGAGCAGUAUGACAGCCUUUUACGCCAGCUACGUGAGCGAAUGGAUGAAGGACGAGGGGAGACGAUAUAUGUUGUUGGUCAAGGAUCUGAUGGUACAGAAUAUGGGUUAAAUGAGAGUGAUAUGGAGGCAUCUGUGGCUACAGUAGCUAGCAUGGCAGAACAGAUUGGUGCUGACAUGAUCCUGCUGCGAGAGCACCAAGAGGUUGGAGGUAAAGUACGGGACUACCUGGUGCGCAAACGAGUGGGAGAUGAUGACUUCUUGGAAGUAAGGGUGGCUGUAGUUGGCAAUGUGGACGCUGGGAAGAGUACACUUUUAGGAGUUCUGACACAUGGAGAACUCGACAAUGGCCGUGGUUUUGCCAGACAGAAACUCUUUCGGCACAAGCAUGAGAUUGAGUCGGGCCGCACCAGCAGUGUGGGAAAUGACAUCUUAGGCUUUGAUAGCCAUGGACAUGUUGUAAACAAACCAGACAGUCAUGGAGGUAGUCUGGAAUGGACCAAGAUAUGUGAGAAGUCUUCAAAGAUCAUUACUUUUAUAGACCUUGCUGGCCAUGAGAAAUAUUUGAAGACCACUGUAUUUGGAAUGACUGGUCACCUACCAGAUUUCUGCAUGCUGAUGGUUGGCAGCAAUGCUGGCAUAGUAGGCAUGACUAAGGAGCACCUCGGUCUGGCGUUGGCAUUAAACGUUCCAGUCUUUGUGGUGGUAACAAAGAUUGACAUGUGUCCAGCAAAUAUAUUACAAGAAACUUUAAAACUUCUGCAGAGGCUGCUUAAAUCUCCUGGAUGCAGGAAGAUUCCAGUCUUGGUACAAAAUAAAGACGAUGUCAUUGUAACAGCCUCCAACUUCAGCUCAGAAAGGAUGUGUCCGAUCUUUCAAAUCUCUAAUGUAACAGGGGAAAACAUGGAUCUGCUCAAAAUGUUCCUCAAUUUGCUGUCUCCCCGAUGCAGCUCAAGGGAAGAAGAACCUGCAGAGUUCCAGAUUGAUGAUACCUACUCUGUACCAGGUGUGGGCACAGUGGUUUCAGCAACAUUAAGAGGACUGAUUAGGCUAAAUGAUCUAAGCUCCUAGGACUGACCCUCUUGGCACUUUACUUCUAUAGCAGUGAAGUCUAUACAUCAACGCAUGCCUGUCAAAGAAGUACGAGGUGGUCAGACGGCAUCUUUUGCUCUUAAGAAGGUACAACAAUAUAAGCGAUCCUCUAUCAGAAAGGGCAUGGUAAUGGUUUCGCCCCGCCUUAACCCUCAAGCAUCUUGGGAGUUUGAAGCUGAGAUCUUGGUGCUGCAUCACCCUACAACAAUCAGUCCACGAUACCAGGCGAUGGUGCAUUGUGGCAGUAUCCGUCAAACAGCCACCAUUCCUCAGUAUGAGCCGUGACUGCUUGGCACUGGAGACAAGGCUACAGUCCACUUCAGAUUCAUAAAAACACCAGAGUACUUGCACCAUAGACCAGCGACUGUAUUCAGAGAGGGUCGAACGAGCGUGGGCACAAUAACUAAGUUGCUACAAAGCACAAACAACUUGCCAAUGAACUCGAAGCCACAGCAAGUUAAGAUGCAGUCUACCAAAAAGAGUCCGCUUGGAAAGAAGGAUGAAGCAAACCCAGGGACCGCAGCAGUGGAGGAGGUCCCUCUGGCAGCCACUGUUGGAGCAGCAUCUGGAGCAACAGGGUUGCAAGCACAGCCAAAGACGGGGGGAGGUGGAAGACGCCGCGGUGGGCAAAGGCAUAAAGUAAAAUCUCAAGGGGCGUGUGUGGCCCCAGCAGGAGGUUGUUGAACUUGACUGCUCAAUUCAUGUGUCCCUCCAACAAGUUGAACAUGCCCUCACCACUAUGUACUUGAGAGAAGCGGCACACUCCCAGCUGUCCUGCAGUUCUGUGUACAUCAGCCUAAUCCAAAUGCACAGUUUUACUAUUGAGCUAUGACUAUGGCGACCAAUGAUCAGUCAUUGUGGCUUUGAAUCCUGGCUCACUGUAAAGGCAAAGAAUGAAGUACACCCACGGCAGGAUUGUAACAUUAAUUCACAAGGUCUUACUUUGAAAUGCCAAGUCAACAAGUGAUUGUCCACCAUGUAACGGCAAAUUGGACAUGGACUUUCAUUAUUAUAUCUUGUAAAUUUAGGUAAAAAUUUUAGUUCCCUAACAUUUCCGAAAAGACCACCAUGCUAUUUAAGAAAAAAGUGUUUGACAUUUUAUUUUAAAGAAUAUUUUACUUUUACACAAUGUGUAGUUUUGUACUGUUGGGUUUGUACAUUACUUAUUGUGUUCAUUUCAGUUAUUUUUUUCCACCUGGCAAAGGCUACAUUUUAAGAUCUUUUCUUUUAAUGUAUUGUAAUGAUAAAUAGGGGCUUUCAUUUAUGUUCUUAAAUUACCUUCCAGAAUUUUUAAUGACUCGUUGUAUAUUCUUAUGUGGCAGCUUGGUUCUUUCUGUGGCAUAUUGCAGAUAUCACCUCUAAAGUGGCUAUUGAUUCUCAUUGUUAAAUGUGUGCCAUUCUAACAAAAAUAAUUGCUUUUACAAAGACCUUUUGUGUGCCAUGAAGAGCUGGAACUAACCCUGUGAAAAGUAUCUCUGCAAAUACCACUCAUGUAAGGUCCCAUUUGGGUUUUACCAAUGAACAAUAGCUUGUUUUCUGGGUUUAGGCAUAUCUGACAUUUAGCUAAAUGUGAGUUUAUUGUGUUUGCAGGACUUGGCCUAUAGUUAAGAGCGUUCCACCAUUUAAGGUUGCUCUUUGGGCAUGAUAUAACACAUUUAUACCCCCUCUAAUUUACUGAGGUUUCGGGGGGGGCGGGGGAUGCUAACUUGUGCUUCCAGCCUAAAAGGAUUUUUGUCAUUCCUAAUGUGGUGUCGGCUUUGUCGGAGUUGUGCUGUUCAUUUAAACUUAGGUAUCCUUGAUUACGACUUUGAUAAAGAACUAAACCUAUAUGUCUUA
Molecule: messenger RNA, 3162 nt
Organism: Rana temporaria (common frog)
Lineage: Eukaryota; Metazoa; Chordata; Amphibia; Anura; Ranidae
Gene: GTPBP1
Product: GTP binding protein 1
Biological process (GO): translational elongation
Molecular function (GO): translation elongation factor activity; GTPase activity; GTP binding
Source: RefSeq, a predicted model, not a curated record